This is a messenger RNA of Pecten maximus, 4199 nucleotides long. RefSeq names its product FMRFamide receptor-like. The transcript has 4 exons. Gene Ontology annotation, biological process: G protein-coupled receptor signaling pathway. Gene Ontology annotation, cellular component: membrane. Gene Ontology annotation, molecular function: G protein-coupled receptor activity. Lineage: Eukaryota; Metazoa; Mollusca; Bivalvia; Pectinida; Pectinidae. The coding region runs from base 128 to 1219 and encodes 363 amino acids. The record is from RefSeq and is a predicted model, not a curated record.
CAUAUAACCAGGUUACCACGUGAUUAAGCUGCUAGUUAGCAUUGAGACUGACAAGAGAGCGUUUCGCAUCCGAGAUAAGACCCGUUCUCUCCUAAGAGAAAUCGUAGACCUUGCAAAACUUUCCACAAUGUCCAACCUCACGACCAGCACUUUAAAUAACACGUCUACGGAUGACGACACCAUGGCGCUGGCUACCAAGAUGCACUGGGUUUCCAGUGUCGUGUUCGGAAGUAUCUUCAUGGUCAUCGGGCUCACCGGAAACUGUUUAGCCGUCAUGGUGUGGAGGCGGAAGUCGAUGAGAUCCUCUACCGGAACCUAUCUGAUUGCCCAGGCGGUGGCAGAUUCUGGUCUGCUUAUAUUCUUCUUCAUCACCGACACAAUAAAAAUGAUAUGGCCGGAGAUUACCACAAGUUACGCGUACGGAAGUUUCUUUUCUUACGUCGGAUACCCGAUCUUCUUCCUGUUUGUCGUCUGUAGCAUUUGGAUGACAGUAGGGGUCACGGUCGACAGGUACAUACAGGUGUGCUGGAUAAUGCAUGCCAAGACAAUGUGCAACGACAAAAAGGCCUAUACCGGGAUUGGUAUCAUCACAUUCCUGUGCUUCAUAGUUAACUUGCCACACUUCAUGACCUUCGAACCGAUCGCCGAUGACAUGCGCAGUCCUGAUGCAGCAGCUUUUAGUUAUACCGAUUUUGGGGCAGGCGAGGGAAGCAUGCGCUAUGAGUUCUGGGUCCAUUGCAUGUUCCUGGUGUUGGUUCCCUGGGCAACCAUCUUCAUUCUCAAUAUGCUUAUCAUUAGAAGAGUCACCAAGACUAAUAAGCGAAUGGAGGAAAAGAGGAGCUCUUUCGCAAGCGAAAAGGUCAAGAGGUCAGAGAGCCAAAUCACGCGCAUCCUCCUGACAGUUACCUUCACCUUCCUCGUCCUGAUAGCUCUCCAGUGCAUCACUCAAUGUUUUUUCAUGUUGAAGGAAGCCAAGGGUGACAGACGGAUCAUCAACGAAGCAUUUUCUGUGGCCAAACUGGGCAUCGUUAUUAAUUCUUCUAUCAACUUCUUUCUCUACUGCCUGACCGGUCGACGUUUCCGGAAGGAGCUUUGUUACAUCCUGUUCCGUAACUGCUCACGCAGUCGCUUCUAUAUGCGCGAGUCGAGUACAGGAGAUAGCAACAGCUCAAGUGUAGACAAAUCAAAGUCCUCCAUGACAGGAUCCUCGAAGUUCUAAAGAAAAACACUCGUCUUUGUCACGUCAAGCAAGAUAUGACGCUUUUAUGAUACUACAAAACGAUCACUGAGCGAAUAAGAAUCGCGCGAAUUGUUGUCCAAAAACCUGGAGUUCCACAAUUUGGAAAGACUCUCAGAUCUUUCCGUUAUAUCCUCGGAAAAACACUCGGACAUUUCCGUUAUAUCCUCGGAAAAACACUCGGACAUUUCCGUCAUUUCCUCAGAAAAAUAAAUGCAUUUUAUAACGGAAAUGCCCCAGAGGUAUUCCGAUGGGAUAUUCCAAUCAAGAGGUCAUAACUUAUAUAAAGUAUUUUAGGCUCCACUCACUGUUUUACCACGAUUUGUGACCGAAGAGAAUGAAAUAUCAUGAUCUUUCAUAACUACAAAUGUAAUACAUAACAAAUUUUACAUAUUGUGGGUGAUCUUUUCCUACGCCCUGGUCGCUAUUCUAAGCUCACAGCUUGUACAAUUGUCCAUCACAUCAUGUGCCUUGAUGUUCGUUCUCCUGGUCAUUGCGUAAGUCCUUGAAUAUUCGUUUCUCAGGUACCGUCGACAUGGGAAAAGAUAGAAAACACCAAUAUUUAGAUAUGUACAUCAUCAUUUGACAACAUCAAGGUUGAGAGGAGAAGGGAGGGGAAGGGAAUGAACCAGUAUUUCACAUAUGAGAGAGAUGUUUACUGUUUCCAUUGAGAUGUAUGCUAACAUAGCAUUCAAAACGAAAAAUAAUAACGGUAAAAACAGACAUCUGUGAAUAUCAUUCCAAGUCUGGUGUCAGGGCCAGCCAGGACAUUCUGAGAGCUAGAUGUCAAGGCCAGAGUAAACUCUGUCCGAGCGAGGAAUCAAACCUAGGCAGCAUCAUCUGUUCACCCAAACAUACAUAACAUAAUCUCUAGCAUUGCAGUUCUCCUUUUAUCAUGGCCUUAUCUUCGGUUUAUCUUUAUAGCAUGACAAGUAAAAACAAUGUAAGUAAUAAAGCCGAAAUACAUUGUAAACCAAUAAACUUGAGAUUGUUUGGAUUCGGGCGAUUGAAAUGUAGUUUUUGUGGUUUUUUAAAAUUUGUUUUUGUGUGUGUGUUUUUUUGUUUUUUGUUUUGUUUUAAUUCCUUUUGUUUAUUUGUGUUUCGCUGAAGCCAAAUUAGGAGUGCACAGAUAAUGCGUUAGAGUUAAUUUUAGUUUUUAGAUCUGAGGUGGUUUAUAAUAUGAUGUAGGCGGUGUAUACCAAUAUAUGGCCAUUAGGGUGCCAGUGUUUAUGUCCAAAUGUGGCACCAGUUAGCCUUUUAUAGCCAUUGUCUAGAUAACCUGUUGCACGACUAUUUGUCAUCAAGCUUUGUAAAUUAUCACUAUGACUAAGUAGGUGACAACACAAUUGUCAUGACUGUUUGUUUGGUAAUUAGAUAUAAGUAUUAUCAUUACGGCAAUGAAUAAUAGUAUAUAUCCCAUAAUACCCUAGCACAUCUCGGAGGAUAUGUAGAAUGCUACUGAAAACGAUAAAAAAAAUUCCAUUAAAUUCACAUAUUUACAAUUAACGAUAAAAAAUCAGAUCUUUUUGUAGUGUAGUCAUAUAUUAAUACGCGAACAUACAGGGCGGAGAGUCUUUAUUUUAGCUGGCUUGUUUGUGUCAGUUAGCUGGUGUCUGUAUCUAUGGGAAACCUUUUUACGUCCUCACAAUUUACCGGAAAAAAUCGGAAUAUUAGAAUAAUUCUGAAUAAUUUAGAUUAUGACUUUUCAUACAAGUUUUUUCUGUUGUUUUGAUUUUUUGUUUUUGUUUUUUGUUUUUAGGCGAUACAGCUAAAUCUCGCUAUACUGCUUAUCUUUUUACGUCACGUCGUGUUAGUAAAAUGAGAAUUAUGAUUCUACCUAAUAACCACUCGAUCGCUAUACACUCCUUCUUUUCUUGCUUCCUCUGCUUUCCGUCCACAGGAGGUCAACACAAUGUCCCUUGUUAUACUUAUGCUCGAUAUUCUGCCUAUCUUUCGUUUACAUUUGUACAUUUAUUGUAUAUAGAAUUUCAUUUUUAUGGUUUUUAUUUAUCCCUCGAUAUUCUUCCCAUCUUUUCCCUUCUCUCAUUUACUGUAAAUAAAAUAUGAACAUGUUUUUGUUUGAUUUACCCGUCGAUAAACUGUCCAUAUUUCCGUUUUCUUUAUUUCAUGUUGAUAAAGAUCAACAUUUUUGUUUGUUUUAUUUACCCCUCUAUAGACUGUCUAUAUUUCCGUUUCAUUCAUUUACUUUAAAUGCAAUAUCGAAAUGUUUUUGUUUUAUUUACCACUCGAUAGAUUGCUCAUCUUCCUGUUUCCUUCAUUUUCUGUAAACAAGAUAUCAAUAUUCUUUUAUUUACCCAUAGAUAGACUAUCCAUCUGUUCUUUUCCUUACUGUAAUCAUAUUUUUAACACUUUGUUUUUGUUUUGUUUUUAUUUUACUCUCGAUAUUCUGCCCAUCUUUUCGUUUCCCUCAUUUACUGUAAAUAAAAUAUCAACUUUGUUUUUAUCUACCCCUCGAUAGACUGUCCUUAUUUUCGUUUCCUUCACUUACUGUAAAUAAAUGACCAGCAUUUUUGUUUGUUUGUUUCAUUUUUUUCUAAGAUGUAAACCUUUAGCUAGUAACUCAUGCUCCCCAAUUGUUUUAAUCAUACCCCUCGAUAAGCAAUAAAUCUUUCAGUAAAACGUCAAUGACGUGAGCUAUUCAACAUUUGUGUCAAUAGAUAUACGUCAUCAUUUGUGUAUUGAAAUAACGCAUGUUUUAUGACGUAUUCAUCAUUUGUGUAAAUGACUAAGGUUUUUAUGAUGUGCGUCAUCAUUUGUGUUAAUGACGCAUGGGUUUUAUGAUGUACGUCAUCAUUUGUGUUAAUGACGCAUGGUUUUUAUGACGUAUUCAUAAUUUGUUAUCAAAAUUUGCGUUAUGUUGUAAAAAUGGCAGUCAAUACCCAGAGAGGAGGCAUUUGUAUAUCUACUUAAUUUUAUUUUGUCAAUAAAAUGUUGUACCGUA